AAAUGAGAGCUGCUAUACUGGCUGUGGUCUUGAGGAAGACUGGAAAUUGUUAGCUGGUGAAAGCACAUCAGUAUCCAAAGAUAUUGUCCUUAUGCAUGACACCAAUUGGACUGUACCUUGGAAGGUUUGUUACCAGUAUUUAUUUCCAUGGUAAGUCUCAGCUUUAUGAGCAUGUAAAGCAAUAGUUCACAUGUCAUCCGUCCCUAUCAUUUUCUGACUGUUCAUAUUGUUAAUUACAGGUGUAAUUAUCUGUGGGAGAUAUUCCAUAGUUCGCUUUCAUGUUGCCUGUUGUCUUCACUGUGCUUGUUCUGUACUCUUGCUUCUUAACCAAUGGAAGCUGUGAGCUCUAUGAUGAGCUAAAGGAGUUGAAAACUGAAUUUGACAUCAAUCUCUACCAGCGAUUAGCAGAACCAGAGAACAGAACUAACCUGAUAGUUGCACCAGCAAGUGUGUCCAUUUCUUUGGGGCUACUGCAGUUUGGAGCUCAAGGAAACACCCUUAUGCAGCUGGAAAAUGCUCUUGGAUACAACAUCCACGAACCAAAAGUGCAGGACUUCUUGCAUACCGGAUAUGAAGAAGUGACCAACUCUAGCCAAGGCCCUGUGGUUCAGUUGGCAUGUGCCCUAUUUGUGCAAGCUGGAGUUCACCUGUCUCCUGACUUCAUUGAGCAUACUGCACUCUGGGCAAACAGCAGUCUCCAAAAAAUCAACUUCAGUGAGCCUAACAGCACUGCUGCACAGAUAAAUGAAUGGGUUACCAGUACCACUGAAGGUGGAGAAGCAGACUGCAUACAUCUGGAUACAGCUGGUUCACCACUUACCCAGAUGGCUGUGGUGAGCACCAUGUACUUCAAAAGCAUGUGGCAAAAGAAAUUCUCUUUCACAGAUACUCAGUCCUUGCCUUUUACCACUGCAGAGGGCAUCACCCUGAAAGUGCCCACAAUGUACCACACGGCUGAGGUCAAUUAUGGUCAGUUCCAUACCACAUCGCUGGAGCGUUUCAGUGUAGCAGAGUUGCCUUAUCUGGGGGAGAGAGUCAGUAUGUUUGUGGUGCUUCCCAGUGACAGGACGACAUCUCUGUCCCAGAUUGAGUCACACCUCUCAGCUAAAAUCAUCACUGUUUGGGCCAACAGCUUAAAGAGAAUGAAGAUGGAUAUUUUUCUACCUAGAUUCAGAAUUCAAAGUCACUUUGACUUAAAAAUGGUUUUACCUGCCUUGGGAAUUACAGACAUGUUUGAUACAACUGAGGCUGAUUUUAAAGGUAUUUCAGAGCAAGGCGGGCUUUACAUUUCAGAAGCUAUUCAUAGAGCAAAGAUUGAAGUGACAGAAGAAGGAGCGAAAGCAUCAGGAGCUACAGCUAUGGUGCUACUAAAAAGAUCUCGAACUCCUAUUUUCAAAGCAGACAGACCUUUCAUCUUUUUCCUAAGGCACGCCAAUACAGGUUCAGUGCUCUUUAUAGGAAGAGUUACAAAUCCCUCAGAAUAAGUGUGUCCAAUGCACCCUCCCCUUAUUCCUUCUGCAGCCAUCUUUCCUUCAGU
Caretta caretta (loggerhead turtle) is the source of this 1537-nucleotide messenger RNA. It is a transcript of the gene SERPINE3, whose product is annotated as serpin family E member 3. Gene Ontology annotation, biological process: negative regulation of endopeptidase activity. The record is from RefSeq and is a predicted model, not a curated record. Gene Ontology annotation, molecular function: serine-type endopeptidase inhibitor activity. NCBI's taxonomy places the organism in Eukaryota, Metazoa, Chordata, Testudines, Cheloniidae.